Molecule: messenger RNA, 2555 nt
Organism: Ctenocephalides felis (cat flea)
Lineage: Eukaryota; Metazoa; Arthropoda; Insecta; Siphonaptera; Pulicidae
Exons: 5
Coding region: 115-2190 (691 amino acids)
Molecular function (GO): nucleic acid binding; zinc ion binding
Source: RefSeq, a predicted model, not a curated record
GUGUUUAACCAAAAAUCUACAUGCUACAGUAGUCUCUGACGGAAAUUGAUGUUACUCGUAUCGUUGAGCGUCGUGUCAAAUACAUUCGCCUAGAGACAUCAAUGUGUACUGGAAAUGGUGUGUAAAGAGGACGUGGUAUCGUGGUUUAAUGAGUUAGAAAGCUACAAAAGAAUCGAAACAAUGUGUACCCUACUAAAUAUGUGCCUUCCGUUUGAACUACGAUUUUUAGGCACAUGCAUAGAGGGGCUCGGCCGUCGAGAUUUUCAGUUGCUCAGAGGUGUUUCCCACAGUGUAAACACGGCCAAGGAAUUGACCGCCAUAUAUGAUUCUUGUCUGACAGGAGGCCCGUCGGACCAGAGGAUACGUAGAAAAUUAGCGUUAUACGUCGCCCUUUUACGUUUUGGCAAGAUAGAUUGCGUAAAUGACCUGUUCAGGGUCCUUGCUGGAUGGGAUUUUAAUGAUCUCUUGAAUGUCCCUUCAGGAGUUGCUCUGGAAGAAAUCUUACUUUUGUACACAUUAGCUCAUUGGCAUCCUGUUUUUAAUUUUGAACAACGACAGCAUUGUGGAAAUAUAGUCAAAAGGCUCACAGAGGAACGCCUGUCACACAAUUCUAUGGGUCAACAUGCACAAGGGGGAUUAAAGAAUCUUUCGAGACCUUUCACACAAAUGCCUGUUAAUACUGCAGAACACAUACCAUUGGUUGUACCGGCAGUACCAAUAUCAAAUACAAACACAUCACUAUUAAAUACUGUACCGCAUCAUACUCAAUCAGUAUCUAAUGUGCAAGUUGGUCCUGAAGUGUCUCCGAUUACAAAUAUAUCACCAGUUUCUAAUAGUUCCACAAUAUCUGCUAUAUCUUCUGUGCCAGUAAUACAAUCUACUCAUCUAACUAAUGAAGCAUUAUUACCUGGCGGGCAUUUAUUACAACCUGUUAUGACUCCACGAGCCGAAUUUACUAUUCCACAUGGUCCUUGGUCAAGGACUACUCCUCCAACUGUUUCUGCAUUAGGCCCACAAUCUCAUGCAGAGCCAGUACUUCAUAAUACACAAACAGCAUCGUCUCCUAUGUUAAAUCAGUCUGAUUCUCCAGUGCACAGUAGAGCAAGCAGUCCUAAUAAUAAUCCAUCAAGAACGAAUAAUCCCCGGCCACAAGCAAUUCACAUUAAUAGAAUGCAAAGGCGGCCAUCUAAUGACCCCACACCGCCACCUUCUGUUCUUAUACCAUCGCAAGCUCCUCUUUCUGCUUCUAUCUCUGCUCCUACGAUAAAUCCUUUGCCAAUUCCUCAUGUUACUGCUUCAGCUAUUGUCACAACACCAGAUACUCAAACACUGAUAACGCAAACAAAAGAUUUUAUAAGACUAACUAAAGGAGAUUUGACAAAAGCUGGCUUGAAACAUUUAAGAAAUUUUACAUUGCAUGAGGUUUCCCAUAUGGAUGAAGAUAAAAUAGGAAUUCCAACUGGCACUAUGAAUGAAUUACGAACUAUUGUAAAUUGUAAUGGUUACUGUAUAUCAAAUUGCACAAAUCCUGUUCAAAAUCAUGGUCCGAUCAGUGUGAAUCGAGCCAAACUUAGUCAACCACCGCCAGUGACGUACUGUGCAUCACAGCUACAAGCGCUUAGGUUAGACGCUGAUAGCUCUUUACAUCAAUCUAGUGCUAGUGAAUCGGGUAGUUCAGGAAGUGCAGGUCACUCUCCCCCUGAUACGCCAGCCUUAGGUGGGGUCAGCAGUAGCAACAGCAAUCGAACAAAGGAGAGAUGCCGAUUGAAUGGUAGGCCUGAAAAAUCUUUUACAAGACCUACUUUGAAUGACACAACUAGUAGUGGCCCUACAACAGUGGGUAUGACAGUAACUACACCAUAUUAUAUUCCACAUCAUUUUACCACUACUACGAGGUCAAUGUUCGGUUUUACUCAUUCAUAUCGACCUCCUCCCAUUCCUUUCCAACCGUCGCCGAACGGCGAUAUUGUUUACCCCUUUCCUCCGCAUCCUUAUUUGCAACCUGUACCUGUUUACCCUCCUGCAGGAGCGUUGCCUAGAUCAUGUUAUAACUGCGGUGGAAGUGGUCACUCCGGUGUAGAUUGUAAAGAGCUCACGAUGGAGGAGAUUGCCCGGCCCGGGUUGUAUCAACUAGAUUACACAACUGCGACCGGAGCCACGCCCACGCAGGAUCUGGCGACGGACAAGUGAGCGCUAUUGCAAUUGUACGCCAGAGGCCUAAUUCCCAGUGUGUGAUUCUACCAAAUUUGUUUUUAGGGCCAUAAACUGUUUGGAACAGUUUAAAAAAAAAAUAGUUAAUUUAAUUUUAUGGUCUUUGUUUGUCAUGCUAUAUUAGCUAGCCAGUGAUAUACUUUUUAUGCUCGGAAUUCAAAUAGGUUUGGAAAUCCAAAUUUAUUUAAUUCUCUAGGUAUAGUUUUAGAUCGUAAUAGUGUAACCUAAUUACUGUAUGUUUUAAUGGCCGACAAACUGAAUGAUUGCGAUUAUUUUAUUGUUGUUUGUUGAAAUAUUUAUUGAUAAUUUUUUGAGAGAAUUAAAUGUAAACUAAGGAUUAUGAG